AUGUCAUCUCUGCUAUUGCUGGAGGUGCACAAGGAAUCUGUGAGGAUCAUACAUACCUUGGCCGAUUGGUUAACUGCACAAUCCAAUGUAGCAGUCAGAAAUAUUGCAGAGAAACUCAGUGAUAUGGGCUUCUCAUCAUGGAGGCUUCUUGUCUCUAAGGACUUCCACCUUGGAUGGCAUGAACACCUCUAUACAGAGAUUGCACCUAGGAUUAUCCGUUCAGAUGACUUCAAGCCUGCUACUGCUCGUGAAUUGCUCAAAGGAUGUCAAGUCAUACUCUGUACACUCAGUAUGCUUUCCAACAAGCGAUUGCGUGAUUGUAAAUAUACUCAAAUUGUUCCCUUCAAUAUUCUUGUGGUGGAUGAAGCAUCACAAGUUGAGAUUGGAGACUAUGUUCCUAUAAUCACUACCUUUGCAACCUCACUCAGCAAAAUCUGCUUCAUCGGAGAUGACAAACACUCCAUAUAUGACCAUAAACUGUUGUCAAACCCUAACCAUCCUAUCAAAUCAUCUGUGCCUUCCUGCUUCUUUAUUGAUGUAAAGAGUGGAAAGGAGCAACCUUCUCUGAAAAGCACUGUUAACAAACAGGAGCAGGAAGCAGUUUGCAUUCUGGCUGCUAGAUUUCUGGAGGAAGAUAGGAGCUUCAAGAUCAUCACUCCUUAUGAUGCUCAGCGCUCUGCUCUGGAAGAGCUGCUGAAGCAGAAAAACCUUGCUUGGCAGGAUAAAUGCUUCAACAUAGACUCCUUCCAAGGGAAUGAGGAUGACUAUAUUAUUAUUUCCCUUGUCAGAACUGCAGCACUUGGAUUCCUUGACAAUCCUCGUCGUACGAAUGUCAUGUUCACUCGCUGCAAGCGGGGCAUGUACAUUUGCUGCAACUCAAACUUUGUGGGAGGCAAGGCCAAAGAUACCCUUGUUGGACAGAUGGCUGAGGCUUUUGGAGAGGAGGCCUGGAUAGACUGGGAUGAUCUUGUGAAUGGUGACUUCUGA
Messenger RNA from Punctularia strigosozonata HHB-11173 SS5, 987 nucleotides. RefSeq lists its product as uncharacterized. NCBI's taxonomy places the organism in Eukaryota, Fungi, Basidiomycota, Agaricomycetes, Corticiales, Punctulariaceae. Gene Ontology annotation, molecular function: helicase activity. The record is from RefSeq and is a predicted model, not a curated record. Bases 1 to 987 code for a protein of 328 amino acids. The transcript has 7 exons.